Mucor velutinosus is the source of this 495-nucleotide messenger RNA. RefSeq lists its product as uncharacterized. Lineage: Eukaryota; Fungi; Mucoromycota; Mucoromycetes; Mucorales; Mucoraceae. The record is from RefSeq and is a predicted model, not a curated record. The transcript has 3 exons. Bases 1 to 495 code for a protein of 164 amino acids. Gene Ontology annotation, cellular component: mitochondrion.
AUGUCACUUGUAUUCACUCGACAACUACACUAUAAGAGACUACCCAACUACAAUGGCUGGUGGACACAGAUAUUGAAGCAAGCGACAAAUCCAAUAGAGCAAUCCAUGCAGGAACCAAGUACAACCAGGCGAAAAGUGCCAUUACCUAUACCCUUUGCUGAAGUGAUUGAACCUACACAACCGAUCAUCACCAAUAUAAAGAAACCCAAAGUGUUUGUUCAUCUACAUGGGACGCCAAUUGAACUUCCUGAGAAGCCCGAACCCCCUGAAAAUUGUUGCAUGAGUGGCUGCGCUCAUUGUGUGUGGGAUAUGUAUCAGGAAGACAUGGAGGAAUAUGCAAAGAGGAAAAAAGAGAUCAAGAAUCAGUUUUUGGAUGCUAGAGAGCCGUUACCUAGAGAAUUAGAUCCUUCAAACAAUGUAGACGAUGCUGUAGAGGAGAUGGAUCCAUCGAUGAAAGCGUUUCUGGAGAUGGAGAGGAAACUUAAUAGUAAAUAA